AUCCACUUCUACUUCCCUCAACACAUCGGAUUCUUGAAUUCUAUGCAACGGAGAAACCAGAACCAAACAGCCGACAAUAUGCUGUCUUUUGCUCCUACUCCCAUCUUCUCCGGUUCCUGGGACCAUCACCCCAGCGUCCCCUCGCCGCUCUCUUCCUCCCCCAUUCGCGCGUCAUCGCCACUGUCGCCCAUUGACAGAAACUCGCACCCCCAGCGCCAGAUCCAGUCAUCACCCAUUCAGCCAAUCAAGUUCAAGUUUGCAUCACGUCCCACGCGGCCGAACCCCGUUGUGCGAAAGCGGGAGGAUGUGCAAGAAGGCAGGCGACGCCUGUUUCUGAACAAUGUGCGCCAGAAGAGUGAGGACAAGGCCUGGCAGAGACGGGACAUCGAGGGACAGUUCCUAAAGACAAACUACCUCGCAGACCGGGGACAACUGGCCCGUGACGCUCCCGAGUUUACCGACGCAGACAUCGAAGAUGCCAUGGCAUUCCAGCAAGAACAAAUUCAAACCCCAGAGGAAGAUGACAUGAUGAUGGAUGAGGACGACCAGCUCGAGGCUAUGCUUGCAUCCUACCAAGAUCAGACAUCAACAUCAUCGCAGCGGCCACCCUCGCCAGCACUGUCAGACGAGGACUAUGACGACAUCUUUGCUGAGCUCAUUGCUCAAGAACAGUCACAACAGAGCGCCAACCCUGGGUCACUAUACCGGAUAGACGAAGCUGGGGAUACUGAGAUGCAGUGA
Fusarium falciforme is the source of this 741-nucleotide messenger RNA. RefSeq lists its product as hypothetical. The transcript is spliced from 2 exons. Bases 43 to 741 code for a protein of 232 amino acids. NCBI's taxonomy places the organism in Eukaryota, Fungi, Ascomycota, Sordariomycetes, Hypocreales, Nectriaceae. The record is from RefSeq and is a predicted model, not a curated record.